UUCGAGUCCCACCUCGUCGACCUCCCCGAUCCCGCCGAGAUGUCGACGCACGCGGACGAACGGGAGUGGCUCCGCGGAGCCGAGGUGCAACCCCUCCAAACCGGCGUUCAAGGACGGCGCCGCUCACCAGUUGUAUCUGGUUGUGAAGAACUAGGGGUGGGAGCGCCUGUAUGGCGGGCUUAUGCCUUCUCUCAUCGGCACCGCUGCCUCCCAGCCUUGAGCGAUCCAGGAGAGGGCUUGGCGAUGGGUCUGUUGGGAUGCUCCAGUCUCUCACUGUCUACUACUACUUGUACCAAAUAUCUACUGGACUCUGGAUGGGCAUCGAAUUUUAUGCUAUAAACACCGAUUCCCAAGCCCUUAUUAAUUCACAAGCGCAAUAUCCUCUGCAAAUUGGAGAGCAGUUGACCCACGACUUAGGUACCGGUGGAAAUCCAAAUUUGGGAGAGCAGGCUGCUGAGGAAUCAAGAGAAACCAUAGCCACUGCCCUGAGGGAUUCAGAUCUUGUUUUCAUAACAGCUGGGAUGGGAGGGGGUGCUGCUCCAAUUGUUGCCCAGAUAUCAAAGGAAGCUGGUUAUCUUACUGUUGGUGUUGUCACCUAUCCAUUCAAUUUCGAGGGCCGUAAGCGCUCUUUACAGGUAGCAUAUUGCGAGGGCGGUCCUCGUCGCUCCCAUGUGCAGGAUCUCCCAUGUGACAGAUGGCUUGGCAAGAUUAUACUAGAGACUUGUAUUUCUCAGAUCCAUAUUUGGCUUAGAGGCACAUCGGCUGAAUCGCAUCGACGACCGAUCAUAAAGCCGCACAGCUUUGGAUUCCCUAGAAAGCUGGAGUUCUGAAAUGUACCAAAUUGACCACCGGUUGGAAUAGGCCCCUCUAGGUCAUUGUUAGAAACGUUGAAUGUGGAAAGGAAGUGCAGAUUCUCGAAUGCAACUGGAAUUUUACCCGUGAGAUCAUUGCUGGAUAAAUCUAGCAUCCAGCAGGUUUGUGAGAUUGCAGAUAGAUGUGGGGAUCGGUCCGGUUAAGCUGUUGGAGCUGAUAUCAAGUGAAAGGAGGCCUUUUAACUGACCAAUCUCUGGGAGAAUCAGAACUGUGAAUAUGUUGCUGCUUAGAUUUAGAAUUUUAGGAAAAGCAAUCGGUAUCCGGUACGGUUUCUUCAAAGAAAUUGAUGCCAAGAAGAAGCGUGGUCAGGUUCUUAGAGCUCCUCAGUAUCUGAAGCGUGUUUGUUAUAUUUGAAAGGCUGUUGUUUGGGCAAGGCGAAUCAGGCAAGAGUUGAUGACGAGCGGCUAAACUAAUCCAAGAGUUGAUGACGACCGGCUUGUUCUUUCACUUGCAACGACUUAGAGUCGGGCGACCUGCAAGAUCAAGGUGCAUGGUCGUCGAAGGAUGGCGACGGCGUAUCCUCGUUCAGGCAAGGCGAAUCAGGCAAGCAUCUAUUUGGAGGUUGGUUAGUUAUCCCAUGUCAUCAGACAUCACGCAGGAAUCAAGUCAUCCAUCAGGAAGCAGCCAACUCUGCCUGGACUAACCCAGGGCAAAGGCAAACAGCAAACUUUCCAGGAUAAGUCUCUGACUUCGUUAUACUUUCCUGUGUGCAGGAGGUCUUGAAGAUCUGGAACUGCAGGUGCAGAAUGCUAUUGCAGCAGUUGCAGCUCCACCCAAGGAAAGCAAUAGUGUCAGCAGCAACGAUCCUGGUAGCUCGUCCUCUGUGAUUUUUCCGUCUGGUCCAGCUGAUCAAGUCCCUGUUCCUGCUACCUCUCCAGAAAUUGAGCCCCGUUUUGCAAACCAAAUCCCUGCUGCUUCUUCGGAGGUUAAGGCACCAUGCAUGGCAGGUCUGUUGUUUGUAAGCGACAGGAACGAGAGGAACUUUAGGUUGCCUAGCCCUUCUGAUAAUUGUCCAUGGAACUUAUUCGAAUCUAGCCGUAGCGCAGUCAGCUUUCUACAGGAGUAUAUGCUUUCCGGAAUCGUGCCACUGAAGUUAUUCAGCAUGAGAUCUAUGGUUCUUAGACUGGGCAUAUUGCUGAAUAACUAUAGUUGGUAGAUGGUCUCGCUACAGUAGACAGGAAAGGCACCAUGCCUGGCACUGGCAGGUCUGCAGCGAACACCGUUGUAUGUGUAUGUAUAGUAUGCACGUGUGCAAUUCAUAUUAGCUUAACAGCCUGUGUAACAAAAACAAUUACCCAACUUCCCAAGAUAGUUAAUGCACUAUAUAUCCAAAACCUGAUACAUGCAUCAAUUUGUCUUAAAAAGUACAUUCAUAAAAAUAUAAAUGUAUAAAGAGUUCAUUUGUAUUUUAACAAAAGUCUUUGGUCAAAGCCAUAUUCUGGAGACCGUGUCAGUGUCCUAGACCACAAAUAACAUUGGAGGGAGUAAAUUAUAUCUCAUGUCUAUCAACGAAGUUUUACUUUUUAGGUUCUAUUAAUGUCUAAUUCUUGUAACCCCUCUUUUUUGGUAUCUCAAUUGUUGCAGUUAGGAAACCUUCCAUUACGGCCUUAUUUCUGCAGAAGUAUGACACCAACUUUCAUCUAUUCUCUACCACCAAAGAGAUGGAAAAGCAGGUUGCCCCCACCCCCAUAGCUUUCUGUUUUGUCCCUAUAACAGGUUUACCUAUGUUAUAUAUAGACACCGUAGCAAUGCACGUGUAAUGGUAGAUUUUCUGAUUGGUUAGUUUGGAAGUGAAGUAGGUGCCAAUGUUGUGCAUGAGCAGAAGAAAUAUUAUUCCCUUCAAUAUUAGUAGAGGUAGAGAUAUUUACUUUUAUCAGUAUUUGUGUUGUGAUAGCUAUUUUUAGCCUAAUGUUUCAGGUCAAAGGGCCAUACUUCAUAGCUUUUUGCUCCUCAUUGUUUUAAGUGAAAGGGCGCCAACUAUUCAAAAUUUACUCUAGGUAGAUAAUUUUCAUUGUCGAGUUUUAUUUUGGUAUAUGUAACUUUUUGUAAUUGGGCCUAAGCGUAUUGGAGCACUCUAAGUUAACAGGUGCUUGAAGCUGAUGAUGAAAUUAUACAGCUUGGAUGAAUAAACCUUUGUUGUAGUGACAUAAGGAGUUUCGAAAUUACAAGGAAUUUUAAAUUUGAA
Zea mays is the source of this 3058-nucleotide messenger RNA. Its product is annotated as cell division protein FtsZ homolog 1, chloroplastic. Bases 171 to 830 code for a protein of 219 amino acids. Lineage: Eukaryota; Viridiplantae; Streptophyta; Magnoliopsida; Poales; Poaceae. Gene Ontology annotation, cellular component: cytoplasm; chloroplast; cell division site. Gene Ontology annotation, molecular function: GTPase activity; GTP binding. The transcript is spliced from 7 exons. The record is from RefSeq and is a predicted model, not a curated record. Gene Ontology annotation, biological process: cell division; chloroplast fission.